Suillus fuscotomentosus is the source of this 1551-nucleotide messenger RNA. Its product is annotated as TPR-like protein. NCBI's taxonomy places the organism in Eukaryota, Fungi, Basidiomycota, Agaricomycetes, Boletales, Suillaceae. The transcript is spliced from 3 exons. The coding region runs from base 1 to 1551 and encodes 516 amino acids. Gene Ontology annotation, molecular function: protein binding. The record is from RefSeq and is a predicted model, not a curated record.
AUGGCAGAUAAUGUAGAACAGUGUCGAGCAGCUUUGAAGAGAUGCCCCCACGGUCAUUCUGAUCGAUCACAGUCUCUCAACAAUCUUGCCAUCUGCCUUCGAGACAGAUUUAUGCAGCAGGGCAUCCCGUCUGACAUUGACGAGUCCAUCGAGCUCCACCGGGCUGCACUAUUCCUUCAUCCCUCCGGUCAUUCUGAUCGGCCAAAGGCAGUCCCGUCCGACCUUGAUGAAUGCAUUGAGCUAAAUCAGGCCGCGCUACUCCUUCGUCCCCUUGGUCAUUUCGAUCGAUCACACUCUCUCAACAAUCUUGCCAAUAGCUUUCAAGCCAGAUUCACUCAUAGGGGCGUCCUGUGUGACCUUGAUAAAUCCAUUGAGCUUCAUCGGGCUGCACUACUCCUUCGUCCACCCGGACAUUCUGAUCGAUCACACACUCUUAACAAUCUUGCCGCCAGCCUCCAAGAUAGAUUCAAUCAGCGGGGUAUCCUGUCUGAUCUUGAUGAGUGCAUCGAGCUAAAUCGGGCUGCACUACUCCUUCGUCCUCCCGGUCAUUCUAGUCGUUCACACAGUCUCAACAAUCUUGCCAACAGCCUCGGGAAUAGAUUCAAUCAGCGGGGCGUCCCGUCCGACCUCGAUGAUUGCAUUGAGCUCCAUCGAACUGCACUACUCCUUCGUCCCCUUAAUCAUCCUGAUCGAUCACACACCCUCAACAAUCUUGCCAACGGCCUCGGGAACAGAUUCAAUCAGCGGGGCGUCCCGUCUGACCUUGAUGAGUGCAUUGAGCUCCACCGAGCUGCACUACUCCUUCGUCCCCUGGGUCAUCCUGAUCGAUCACACUCUCUCCACAAUCUCGCCGUCAGCCUUCAAGAUAGAUUCACUCAGCACGGCGUUCCGUCCGACCUUGAUGAGUGCAUCGAGCUAAAUCGGGUUGCACUGCUCCUUCGUCCCCCCGGCCAUUCUGGUCGAUCACACACUCUCAACAAUCUUGCAAACAGCCUUGGGAACAGAUUCAGUCAGCGAGGCGUCCUGUCUGACCUUGAUGAAUGCAUCGAGCUCCAUCGGGCUGCACUACUCCUUCGUCCGCCUGGUCACCCUAAUCGAUCACACUCUCUCCACAAUCUUGCCAACAGCCUUGGGAAUAUAUUCAAUCAGCGGGGCAUCUCAUCCGACCUUGAUGACCUUGGGAACAGAUUCAGUCAUGGGGGUGUCCUGUCGGACCUUGAUGAGUGCAUCGAGCUCCAUCGAGCUGUACUACUCCUUCGUCCCCUCGGUCAUCCUGAUCGAUCACACUCUCUCCACAAUCUCGCUGUCAGCUUUCGAGACAGAUUCACUCGGCGGGGCAUUCCAUCUGAUAUUGACGAGUCUAUUGAGCUCCACCGAGCCGCACUACUCCUUCGUUCCUCCGGUCAUUCUGAUCGACCAAAGUCUCUCAACAAUCUCGCCAGCAGCCUUCGAGACAGAUUCACGCAGCGGGGCGUCCCAUCUGACCUUGAUGAGUCAAUCGAGUUAGAUCGGGCUGCGCUACUCCUUUGUAGCCCAGAUCAUUCUAAUUGA